CGGGUCCGUCACACCAGUCACCGAACCCAGCGCACGCGCUAACCUGGCCCACCUAGCCCGCUGUUAGUCGCCCCACACGACGCCGCCUCGCCGCCGGCUUCGCAACCUCCAACUCUCUCGCGCGCGCUGCAACCAGGCGGCCCGACCGGCGCGUGGAGCUCUCGCGCCUGGGACAGACAGGAAACCCGCGGAUGGCUGCUGACUCUGUAGCCCCAGCGCCUUCCUCCGGCUCCGGCUGGGACUUCACCUGUAAUUUUGAAGUUGAUUAUGAGUCUGAGGAACAUGCAUCCAUUGUCUACAAAACGUUAGCUGUUGACAAGGAGUUGCAGCCUGACAAGGUCAAGAGGGAGAUGACUCUUUCUGGCAGCAAGCUUCUCGUGCACUUUGCGGCAGUAGAGGCCCGGUUUCUGCGAGCAUCAUUCAGCGCAUUUGUGAAUCUUAUGGUACUCGUGACGAAGCUUGUCGAAGAAUAUGGUGUGGCCAAGGAAGGGCAUUCUUGAUGAACAAUUUUCAUGCACUGCACCAUCGAGUUCUUUUUCGUCCACCUGUGAGCAUUUUGGACAGUCUGUAUCAGUGAAUUUGCUCUUGAUUUGUCAAGCUAGAUCCUAGCUACUAUAUACGAGUAUGCAGGAACAUGCUUAUACCAAAAGCCGUCAAGGAUGCAUGAGCAAGCCCUAUUCACAC
Phragmites australis (common reed) is the source of this 684-nucleotide messenger RNA. RefSeq lists its product as uncharacterized. Bases 192 to 500 code for a protein of 102 amino acids. The record is from RefSeq and is a predicted model, not a curated record. Lineage: Eukaryota; Viridiplantae; Streptophyta; Magnoliopsida; Poales; Poaceae. Gene Ontology annotation, cellular component: EKC/KEOPS complex. The transcript is spliced from 4 exons.